UGUAUUUAAGUGAGACCGAGCCUGUGGUUAGUAUAUAUAUCUUUGACUUGGAUGGAUUGAUUUAUAUUCACAUAUUUAUAUAAUUACACCGAUAUUGCCCAAGAUGAACGAAGAACCUCCUCUCUCCCUCCCCACCCCGCAGACCUCAUGUCCUUUGUUUACUCUUCUCCCCGCCGAGAUCCGCAAUCGAAUCUACCAGUUUGCCCUCGAGUCCGAGGACACAGCGACAGACGAGCUCUCGAGCAGGCUGCGCUAUCGCCGAGACGCCUUCUUCUACCGGCCUGGCUUCAAACAGCCGAAACGCAUCACCACCGCUCUCCUACAAACAUGCCAGCAGAUCUACGCCGAGGCGUCGCUCCUCCCGCCAGCUGUCAAUGAACAUACCUUCUGGUUUUACCGGGGCCCGCCGCACAUCAAGUACCCUUCGUCGCCGGUUCCGUAUUUUAGCAGCAUGAGCCCGAAGCAGCGGGCGGCGGUGUACCAUCUGCAUUUCUUCACGCAGCAGUAUUUCCUGGAAGAACAUUGGACUAAAGUAUUUGAGGGGAUGCGGGUGGGAGGAGAAGGAGGAGAAGGAGGAGAAGGAGGAGAAGGAGGAGAAGGAGGAGAAGGAGGAGAAGGAGAAGGAGGAGGAGAGGAAGAGAGCGGUUCGAGCAAGUGCAUAAUUGCACCCAAGAAGCUCACCAUCACCCUCCGCCAUACAGAUUGGUGGUACUGGGAGAACAACGAUACGUUGGGCAUUGAUCCGUUCCGGCCUGGAAGAACGCACGCUGCCGAUAUGGGUAAGGCUGUCUCUGCCCUGGCUGGGAAAGGAUGGGGGCACCGGUUCUCCUACAUAUCCAGUCUGGAGGAACUGGUCAUCGAGUUCGAGACGAUCAUGCGGAAGAAGGACCAGUUAGAUGCCAUCAUCCAGCGGGCUCUGGAGUGGAGAUUUCCCAUGAAGCAGGACAAGUCGUUGUAUCUGGUCGCCGACCCGGAAUCGAAGAGUGCGUACACUUGGAUCGGGGCAAAGGAGGCACACUUGAAACGCGGGGGGCGGAUUCGGGGGAUUUUACCACGGCGAAGGGUGUUUUUCGUUCCAGCGCCGGACCAGCAGCCAGAGAUUCCUCCACCUCCUCCUCACUCAGUCGAUGAGCAGGAAGAUUUUGCGAUCCCGAUCUUGAAGCCGUUUGAUCCUAGCUCUGCCCAGGACAACCGUCCGGGACUGGAUACAGAGAAGGAGGAGGAGUUUUACGUUGUUUUCCUGACAUGGAGACUGCAGCUGGUUGAGGAGAGGUUUAUAUAGCCGAUGAACGUAUAUGACAGGAUCAGAACUGACGGUACUUGCGAGAGUUUGAGAAUACGAGAAGGAUUGAGCAAAUUAUCCAUUGAAAUCAAUA
Messenger RNA from Penicilliopsis zonata CBS 506.65, 1376 nucleotides. RefSeq lists its product as hypothetical. Lineage: Eukaryota; Fungi; Ascomycota; Eurotiomycetes; Eurotiales; Aspergillaceae. Bases 104 to 1282 code for a protein of 392 amino acids. The record is from RefSeq and is a predicted model, not a curated record. The transcript has 2 exons.